Arabidopsis arenosa is the source of this 1404-nucleotide messenger RNA. The record is from the annotation of a GenBank genome assembly. NCBI's taxonomy places the organism in Eukaryota, Viridiplantae, Streptophyta, Magnoliopsida, Brassicales, Brassicaceae.
CAAUUAUUAAAGCCAAAAAUCAAACCAAUAAAACCUCACCACGUGUAAACUGGCAGCUUCUUCUUCUUCUUCUUCAGUUAGAAGCUUUUGUAAGAGUAAAGAACCAGAGAGAAGCCAUGUCUGUAAAACUAAUCUUAUCUUCAUCAAUCCUUCUGAUUCUCUUCGCGGCGGCUGCGACUAAAGAGAUCAGAUUCGAUGAAUCAAAUCCAAUCAAAAUGGUCUCCGACAAUCUCCACGAGCUUGAAGAAACCGUUGUCCAGAUCCUAGGCCAGUCCCGUCAUGUUCUCUCAUUUACUCGCUUCACUCACCGGUAUGGGAAGAAGUAUCAGAGUGUGGAAGAGAUGAAGUUAAGAUUCUCUGUUUUUAAAGAGAAUCUUGAUUUAAUCAGAUCCACUAAUAAGAAAGGCUUAUCUUAUAAACUCUCUCUUAAUCAGUUUGCUGAUUUGACAUGGCAAGAGUUUCAAAGAUAUAAGCUUGGAGCUGCUCAAAACUGUUCUGCUACUUUAAAGGGUAGCCACAAGAUUACUGAAGCUGCAGUUCCAGAGACAAAAGAUUGGAGAGAAGAUGGUAUUGUUAGUCCUGUGAAAGAACAAGGACAUUGUGGAUCUUGUUGGACAUUUAGCACGACGGGAGCUCUUGAAGCAGCUUAUCAUCAAGCAUUUGGAAAAGGAAUAUCUUUGUCCGAGCAACAGCUUGUUGAUUGUGCUGGAACUUUUAAUAACUUUGGUUGUCAUGGUGGACUUCCUUCUCAAGCCUUUGAAUACAUUAAAUAUAACGGUGGGCUCGACACAGAGGAGGCUUAUCCUUACACAGGAAAAGACGGUGGCUGCAAAUUUUCGGCGACAAACAUCGGUGUACAAGUCCUUGACUCUGUUAACAUUACCCUGGGUGCAGAAGAUGAAUUGAAGCACGCGGUCGGGUUGGUAAGGCCAGUGAGUGUGGCGUUUGAGGUUGUACAUGAGUUUCGGUUUUACAAGAAGGGAGUUUUUACUAGUAAUACUUGUGGAAACACUCCAAUGGAUGUAAACCAUGCAGUGUUAGCAGUUGGUUAUGGAGUUGAAGACGAUGUCCCGUAUUGGCUUAUAAAGAACUCAUGGGGAGGUGAUUGGGGAGACAAUGGCUAUUUCAAGAUGGAAAUGGGAAAGAACAUGUGUGGUGUUGCAACAUGUUCAUCGUACCCGGUUGUGGCCUGAGGCUGAUGUUUAAGCGCGUUUACAAUGGACUGAGGCUUUUGGGUGUUGAAAGAUGGGAAAUAUUUUGGUUAUUUGGGAUAAAUGGUUGAAUUGUUGUGAACUUACAUCACUUGGGACUUGGGAGUUAAAUUUUUAUACGUGUAUGGUGCUUAAUGCUUAUGUUUCCAAAUAAUAUUGUCGACACUCGACAGAAUAAAAGAAAACUAUUUCC